This is a messenger RNA of Pygoscelis adeliae (Adelie penguin), 1634 nucleotides long. It is a transcript of the gene STING1, whose product is annotated as transmembrane protein 173. Lineage: Eukaryota; Metazoa; Chordata; Aves; Sphenisciformes; Spheniscidae. The transcript has 7 exons. Gene Ontology annotation, biological process: reticulophagy; innate immune response; autophagosome assembly. Gene Ontology annotation, molecular function: cyclic-di-GMP binding; 2',3'-cyclic GMP-AMP binding. Gene Ontology annotation, cellular component: autophagosome; endoplasmic reticulum membrane. The record is from RefSeq and is a predicted model, not a curated record. The coding region runs from base 1 to 1353 and encodes 450 amino acids.
AUGUCAUCCGCCAAGUUCCUGGAGUGCAUAGAGGACUGCUUCCUCAUACAAAUGGUAGAUGUGCCAACUAGGAAUGAGGCACUGCUGGACUUGCUACUCACAAACGAAGAAAACCUGCUUUGUUUCUCAGUUAGUGAUAGCCUUGGCUGCGGUGAUCACAGUAUUGUGGAGUUUGGGAUCCUGCUGAGCACGCUGAAGAUGUCUCGGGAAUCGUGGCAGCCAAGCCACCCCACCGCCUUGCUCAUCCCCAAGGCCCGGGGACGGCAAGCGCAGCGUGCCGUGUACCUGCUCCUGGUUCUGUGCGCCGCAGCGCUGUACCUCACCGGGGAGCCCCUCAAACCCAUCUUCCACAGCUUCACCUCCCACUUCGUGGGCCUGCAGAUCGGGGUGCUGCUCAAGGGCAUCUGCUACCUGGUCGAGGAGAUCUUCCACCUCCAAUCCAGGUACCACGGCAGCUUCUGGAGGGCCCUGAGCGCCUGCUUCCCCCUGCACUGGCACAGGCCCAUGCUGCUCGCCUGUGGCUCAGCCUAUGUGACUCUUGUCAAUGGAGACAGACAGCCGCUCAGCUUCCACCUCGCCCUGGCCAGCCUGUGCCAGCUCCUCAACCUCGCUCUGGGGAUCCACAAGCCCUCAGCAGUGGAAAUGUCUGAGAUGUCUGAGAGGUCGAAGCGGAACGUCGCUCAUGGGCUUGCCUGGUCUUACUACAUUGGGUACCUAAAAAUAGUCCUGCCACGGGUGAAAAAGUCGAUGGAGGAAUUCAGCAGAGCCAACCCCAACGUGCUGGCAUGCAGGGAGACCUGGAAGCUCCACAUCUUGGUCCCUCUGAGCUGUGACGUCUAUGAUGACCUGGAGAAAGCUGACAGCAAUAUCCAGUACCUGACAGACCUCACUGAAACCACCCUGACCCGAGCUGGCACCAAAAAAAGGGUCUACAAACACAGCCUCUACGCAAUCAGGGAUGAAGACAACAAGCUCUGGCACUGCGCAGUGGAGUACGCCACCCCGCUGCAGUCCCUCUACGCCAUGUCCCAGGAUGAGUGUGCUGCCUUCAGCCGGGAGGACCGCCUGGAGCAGGCCAAGCUUUUCUACAGGACGUUGGAGGAGAUCCUGAAAGGCUCCAAGGAGUGCGCGGGUACCUACCGGCUCAUUGUGUACGAGGAGUUGGGCAACGCAGAGACCCACUUCUUGUCCAGAGACAUCCUCUGGCACCUCCGGCAGCAGCGUCACGAGGAGUACGCCGUGUACGAGGGGAACCAGCCUCACAACCUGUCCACGACCCUCAGCUCAGCAGAGCUCAACCUCCAGAUAAGUGAGUCAGACCUGCCGCAGCCUCUGCGAAGCGACUGCUUGUAAAGCACCAGCGCUGCCCAGCCCCGCACCACCGCUUCGGGGCUCCGGUCCCCCUUCCCCAAGCCCCUUCCUCUUGCAGCAAGUGCUGCCCGUGACAACGAUCCCCAACCUCCUGCAGCAACUGCCCACCAAAACCUCCUGUGCAUCAUGUUUACUGGAAACAGCUGACUGAAACCACAGUCCUGUGACAUACUUCCCAUUUUCUUUGUAAUGUAUGUCUCUCAUUAAUCCGUGGGUGGUUUUUUUAAUCUGCUUUGAUUCAUAUCAGAUAAAGCAUUUUCCUC